Messenger RNA from Verticillium nonalfalfae, 2859 nucleotides. RefSeq lists its product as uncharacterized. The record is from RefSeq and is a predicted model, not a curated record. Gene Ontology annotation, biological process: carbohydrate metabolic process. Bases 1 to 2859 code for a protein of 952 amino acids. The transcript has 8 exons. Gene Ontology annotation, molecular function: chitin binding; hydrolase activity, hydrolyzing O-glycosyl compounds. NCBI's taxonomy places the organism in Eukaryota, Fungi, Ascomycota, Sordariomycetes, Glomerellales, Plectosphaerellaceae.
AUGUUCUUCCUUCGUUCUCUUGUAAGUCUGGCGCUUACAGCUGCCAUUGCCGAAGCUUCACCAGUUGCUGCUUUAACUUCGAGGGCUGCGAACGGCUAUCAAAAUGCUGUGGCGAUAUACGGACGGAACUACCAGCCUCAGAAUCUUCCGGCUUCGCAGGUCACGCAGGUUCUCUACGCAUUCUUGAAUCUCCGCGCCUCAGGAGAGGUGAUUUCCGGGGACGCAUACUCGGAUCUGGACAAAAGAUACCCAACCGACUCUUGGAACGAUAUCGGCACCAACGCAUACGGUUGUGUCAAGCAACUGUUUAUUCUCAAGAAGUCAAACCGCCGCAUGAAAACUCUGCUAAGUAUUGGGGGUUGGACUUGGUCUACCAAUUUCCCGGCGGCAGCGAGCACCGAGUCAGGGAGGAAGCUUUUCGCCAAGUCUUCGGUCACAUUCAUGAAGGACUGGGGCUUUGACGGUAUCGAUAUUGACUGGGAGUAUCCCGCCGAUGCCACUCAGGCUGCAAACUUCAUCCUGCUGCUUCAAACCGUACGAGACGAGCUUGACGCCUAUGCUGCUAAACACGCCCCUGGUUACCGCUUUCUAUUGACGAUCGCUGCCCCAGCUGGGCCCCAGCACUACAAGAUUCUGGACCUUCGAAGCAUUUCAGCCGUGGUUGACAAGAUUUAUCUUAUGGCCUAUGACUAUGCCGGGUCCUGGGAUUCUAAUGCUGGACACCAGGCCAAUCUCUACCCGAACCCAGGCAACCCCGCUGCGACUCCGUUCUCCACCAACGCCGCGCUGACAGACUAUCUCGCGGCAGGCAAUACUGAUGGCCUCGGCCGCCCCUUCUCCGGCAUCGGACAAGGGUCUUGGGAGAACGGCGUCUGGGACUACAAAGACCUUCCCCGGCCGGGAGCCACUGAGCUCUACGACGACGUCGCUCAGGCUUCAUACAGCUACGACAACAAGAGCCGAAAGCUCAUCUCGUACGACACUGUCGACGUCAUCAAGAACAAAGUGUCGUACCUGAAGCAAAAGGGACUUGGCGGCUCGAUGUUUUGGGAGGCAAGCGGUGACAGGGUCGGUGAAGGUAGUUUGAUUUCCGCGAGUUUCCAGUCGCUGGGAGGAGCAGACGGACAAGAGUCGAUCAACAACAUGCUGAGCUACCCUGACACUCUCAGAAUGGGGAGAAACACUUGGCUUUUACUUCUCGCGUCCGUCGCUUCAUCCCUUCCUACAGAUUGCGCGACACAUGCUCCCGUGGUCGAUCUCACCUACAGUCGGCACCAGGCAACUUACAACAACAUCACCAGACUCUUUACCUUCUCCAACAUCAAAUACGCCGAAGCGCCACGAUUUAAAGGGCCGCAAGAGGUUACCGUCAUUGACCGCCGCAUAAACAAUGGCUCCGUCGACGCAAUGUGUCCCGCCGCUCUUCCUGCGUGGUUUGGACUCUCAGCCCAGUACGGCGCUGGCUCUCUGUCACUCGAGGAGCUCCGCAUUGCGUACGCAGAGCUCCGUGAGAUGGACCCCGAAAACGUCUCAUCGGAUCCUGAGAAAUUUAUCACCGAUCCCGGGGCGACGACGACCGAAGACUGCCUCUUGCUUGACGUGACAGUUCCGAAGAGUAUCUGGCAAAGAACUCUUAGUGGCCAAGAAGAGGCCGGCGCUCCGGUAAUGGUUUGGAUUGUCGGGGGCGGAUACACGGUUGGUCACAAGAACGAUGCCGGAAAUCCUGCAGGUCUCAUCAAAAGGUCUCAAGAGGACGGCUCGGACGGCGUGAUUCAUGUCAGCAUCAACUACCGCCUCGGCCUCUUCGGGCGGUCAUCCGGUCCUUCAUACCAGGAACAGGGUGGUGUCUCCAACCUUGGGCUUCGAGACCAGCGCGCAGCACUCGAAUGGGUGCAGAAGCAUAUUCACCUGUUUGGUGGAGACCCUGGACAAGUAACCGUCUAUGGCGAAUCGGCUGGGGGAGGUUUCGUCAUGCACCAGAUCAUGGCAUACGGGGCCACGAGUGGUGCGCCUUUCAGACGAGCCAUUCCGCAGUCCCCUGGUUUUGAGCCACUUCCUAGCACCAGCAAGCAAGAUUCUCGGUUCGAAAGUGUCCUACGAUGGUCUUCGUAUUUCAGCGGGACCAACAUCACCACCCUUGCCGGAUUGUUGGAAGUUCCAUUCGAUGUUCUGUGGAAGGCCAACGAGAUCACCAUCGCAACAGCCCACUGGGGCAACUUUGGAUGGGGCCCCGCAGUUGACGGUGACUUUGUCCCUGACCUGGCCGGAAGACUCCUUGACGAGGGCAAGUUCGACUCUUCCGUAGAAGUCUUCCACGGCGUCAAUUCGAAUGAGGGCUUCAUCUUCACCUCGCCUCUCAUAACCAAUGAUGAUGGAUACACUACGGAUCUGCUUGGGCCGUUGUUGCCCGAUGCCAGCGCUGACGCUCUUCAGGAGCUCAAGACGAGUAUUUACCCCGAGAUAUACGACGGUUCAUAUCCCUGGACCUCGCAAUUUGGACGCUCCGAAGCCACGCAUGGCGAUUCGUGGUUCAGCUGCAAUAACAGGUACAUCAGCAGGGUCUUUGCCAAAACUGUUCGGGGCUAUCUAUUCGAUGUCGGUGCCGGACACCAUGGGACUGACAUUGCCUACACAUUUUUUAACGAAGGCGCGGACGGAAUUGACCCUAUCCUGGCGACGAGACUCCAGCUCUACCUGACGUCUUUCGCGAAGACGGGGGAUCCGAAUAUGAAUGGUCAGCCAUUCAUUCCUCUGUACGGAGACAAUGCAACGAUCUUGUCUCUGACAAAUGGGACCUCAGUGCGCGAUAUUGGGGACAACGAGAGGUGUACAUGGUGGCAGGAGGCAUUGUAUAGGUAG